Molecule: messenger RNA, 903 nt
Organism: Pochonia chlamydosporia 170
Lineage: Eukaryota; Fungi; Ascomycota; Sordariomycetes; Hypocreales; Clavicipitaceae
Product: Vps51/Vps67-like protein
Exons: 1
Coding region: 1-903 (300 amino acids)
Biological process (GO): retrograde transport, endosome to Golgi; lysosomal transport; endocytic recycling
Cellular component (GO): EARP complex; membrane; GARP complex
Source: RefSeq, a predicted model, not a curated record
AUGUCCACAAUAGCUUCGCCCCGCGACCCUUCCACACCCCUGCGUCGCCUCCCCUCCGGCACACCCACCUCCUCCGGCCGACCAUCCCUCGAAACUACCCGAUCAGGUGUGACAUCCCCCGUCAACGAUCCAUCAUCACAAGCACCCGCACCGCCCAAACGCUCCAAUCGCGUCGCCCUCCGCGAAUACUACAAACUCCGUGCGCCUCGCAUCGAGGUCGCCGGCUCAGAAGUUCCGUCCAGCGACCUCGAUGCCCCGGAAUUCAAUGCGGACGAGUAUGUGGCCAGAGUCAUGGGGAACAGCGGACUGGAGGAUCUGCUGCGCCUAUACACCCAGGUUGUAGGGGAGGUGAGGGCCUUGGACGCGGAGAAGAAGGCGCUCGUGUACGAUAAUUACAGUAAAUUGAUUGCGGCUACGGAGACCAUUCGCAAGGUAAGGGCUGUUGUGAGGGCAGAAAUUGUCAAAAACUUUGGACCGAAAUUUGCUGAUCCUGGAAUUCAGAUGCGUGCGAAUAUGGACCCUUUGAACCCCAUGGCGUCGACGCUCGACCCUGCCAUUGCACAAAUAUACUCACAGGCGUCGUCAAUACGGGAAAAGCUGCGCGAGUCGGUGCCAGCGCCGGAUUCUGAGGAAGGCAGGCGGAGGGAAAUCGAGCUGCGAAGACGGAGAACACGGGAAUUGGCUGCGGAAGUGCUGGCUACUCCGCAAAAGUUGAGGGAUCUAGUCAAGGAGGGCAAGAUGCAGGAGGCUAAGAGACAGUGGGAAAUGCCCAAGAGACUAUUGGUGGCGUGGCAGGAGUUGGGUGUUGGUGGCGAUGAUGUGCAGGACUGUAUUGAUGAGGGUGAUGCAGUGUUUAAGCCGGUGCCGGAUUUACCACAGAGGACGUCGAGAGAUAGUCGGUAG